This is a messenger RNA of Onthophagus taurus, 1227 nucleotides long. RefSeq lists its product as uncharacterized. Lineage: Eukaryota; Metazoa; Arthropoda; Insecta; Coleoptera; Scarabaeidae. The record is from RefSeq and is a predicted model, not a curated record.
UGAGCGCCAUCUAUUAUUGAAAUGACACAUUAAAUGGUUGCUGAAGGAUACGGUAGAUAGGACAGAUAAUUUCAAAAAUAUUUAUUUUUCUCAAUAUCAAUUUACAUUUAUCAAAAUUCCAUUACGAUUAUUGAGUUUUGAAACUCUCUUCGAUGAAUAUUUCCUGUCACAAGCUCAUUUACACCAAAUAUUUUACGCUCAAAUUUGCAACCAUAUUCUAUUUCUUAUUUAACUAAAUAUCUAAUUAAUGAAAUUCAAAUAUAUUAAACGUUAGUUAACAUAAAGCUUUCAAUAAAAUAUAUAAAAGGCGUGGUUAUUAAAUGGAAAAGACGUAAACAUCAUAAAAUUCAAAACAGUUCAUUUAUAAAAUCAUCCCACUCCACCUUAACUUCUAGUCUUUAUGUUUUUAACACAUUCUUUUUCUUUCAUCUUUUCGUUUUACGCUGAAACUUUAAUAUCAAAGAAAACGUUAAUAAAUUUGAGAUCAAAGAGUUUUUUAUUAAAAUGAAAUUUAUUGUUUUAAGUAAAAAUUUGUGUUUUUUUACUAUGUCUUUAAAAUAUAAAUGGUUAAAAGGUGGUUUGAGUACCCAAAAAUAGCUCGCAUUGCGAUGUCUUGAAGGCGGUAGCCAGUUGCUUUUAGUAUUAAUAUAACACGUACACAUGGUCACGGCUUGCACGAGCCAAAAUUAGAACACCCAUUUUUCAAAAAUUAUAAUACAAUAGAACGAUAUUAAACAAUAAAUUAACACCGUCAUGGAUGCGCUUUUAAUGUUUGAUGUGUUGAUGUAUUUAAAUUUUUUUUAUUAUCCAAUGGCCGCGUUUUACCACCCCAUUAUUAUCUUGGCAAAAUUUUAUUCGCCAUCGGAUGAUGAUACCACGAGGAAUGAUAUUAUCGUCGUUACAGCUAUGAUUUUUACCGAUCUUAUUAAAUUGGGAGUGUACAAGAAGAUUAGGGAAAAUAGAAAAGUGAUCGCCGUUAUUAUUACUAUUUUACUUUCGUCUAUUACUUUUUGUUGUACUUUACACAUUGUUAUUGUACAAAAAAAUCCAACGAAAAUGGAACGCAUUUUUUCAUCGAUGACGGCAACGCUUUAUUUUUUGGAGUUAAUGUUUGGAAUUUUGCAAUUUUUUCCUUGUUGUCAAAAGACUGAAUACAAUUAAUAUAAACAAUUUAUUAUAAAAUUCUAUAUUUAUAUUUUUAUUAACUCAUUAAAUUAAUUUUUUCAA